This is a messenger RNA of Orbicella faveolata, 3730 nucleotides long. RefSeq names its product sodium- and chloride-dependent taurine transporter-like. Gene Ontology annotation, biological process: amino acid transport; nitrogen compound transport; sodium ion transmembrane transport. The record is from RefSeq and is a predicted model, not a curated record. NCBI's taxonomy places the organism in Eukaryota, Metazoa, Cnidaria, Anthozoa, Scleractinia, Merulinidae. Gene Ontology annotation, cellular component: plasma membrane.
UUGAAUAUUUAUGCGUUAUCCAUUACGCAAAACUCUUUAAAUUUUGCCAACACUUUUGGAGACAGCUCCCAGAGUUACAUUUACUAUUGGCAGUUGACAAGUCAGUUUGCUUCUGACGCUUGGAACAAAUAACAGGCCUCUGUGGAUAUCGCAAAAGAUUUGCAAGACAGAUAUCAAAUAUGACAAAUAUCAGAUAUAUGCAUGCAAAUAUCUUAAGGCGGUGUUGAAGCAGAGUGUUGCUUGGCGAGUUCAAACGCCGGGUGCGUAAGAAACUUGUAACUGACUGCUUGGUUGCUUACAUUGAUGGUGCGACAUCAAGAUCACCUCAAGCUACCUCAAGAGACGAGAAACGAGGCCAUUCACAUAUAUUAAACAUUUAAGUUUUCCUUUUACUGGAACUGGAAAUUCAAAAUGGCAGAGGUUAAAGUUGAACGAGAGACUUGGACGGCAAAGUUUGAUUUCAUACUGGCUUUGAUGGGGUUUUCCAUCGGCCUUGGAAAUAUUUGGCGGUUUCCUUACCUGUGUUUCAAAAAUGGCGGAGGUUGUUUUCUCAUCCCCUACUUAAUUUGCCUGGUCGUGGCAGGAGUACCGGUUCUGGUUUUGGAAAUUGCUUUGGGACAGUACACAAGUCAAGGCGCAAUCACUGCGUGGAAAAUUUGCCCUCUUUUUCAAGGUAUUGGCUACGCAGGUGUACUGGUUAUGCAGUAUAUUAAUAUUUAUUACACCGUGAUUCUUGGCUGGGCCCUAUUUUACAUGUUCGCGUCCUUCCAGUCAAGACUUCCUUGGUCACAUUGUGGAAAUGAAUGGAACACUCCAAACUGCGUGAUUUACAGCGAGGAAAGCCAAACGAGUAAGCUGGUAACAAAUUCUACAAUCCUUACAAACGCGACAGUUACAAGUGCAACUAAGGUGUCAGCAAGUCAGGAAUACUGGAACUAUAGGGUAUUACGGCUUUCUGAUGGUUUUGGUGAGCCAGGACAAGUGAACUGGGACCUAGCGCUGUGUCUGUUGUUGGCUUGGAUUAUCUGUUACCUGUGCGUGUGUAAAGGAGUCAAGUCCAGUGGCAAGGUUGUGUAUUUCACUGCUACAGCUCCUUACCUGCUAUUGACGGCCAUUCUGAUCCGUGGAGUCACAUUGCCGGGAGCCGUUGAAGGAAUUAAGUUUUACCUUACACCCGACCUGUCAAGACUAAGCGAUGGCCAGGUCUGGAUCGAUGCAGGAACGCAAGUAUUUUUCUCGUAUUCAAUUGGAAAUGGAACCUUGACGGCGCUGGGAAGCUACAACAAACGUAAAAACAACUUUUACAGGGAUUCAAUAUUGUUCACAUUAUUUAACAGUGGAACAAGUUUCUUUGGCGGAUUUCUGAUCUUCUCUGUGCUGGGAUUUAUGGCCAAAAAUCAGGGAGUGGAUAUCAAAGAUGUGGCCACGUCAGGUGCAGGACUUGCUUUCAUAGUUUAUCCAGAAGCGGUAGCUCAGAUGCCUUUAGCUCCGCUGUGGUCUGCUCUGUUCUUCUUCAUGAUACUCCUGCUUGGUCUAGACAGCGAGUUUGUAGGUAUCGAAGGUGUUGUGACGGCCAUCGUUGAUUGGUUACCGCAUCAUCUUAGACGUGGAUACCGCAAGGAACUGUUCACCGCCUUUGUCUGUUUUAUCUGGUUUGUCGUUGGGCUGUCGAUGGUUACUGAGGGUGGAAUGUAUGUCCUGCAAUUGUUUGACGCCUAUUCUGGUAGCGGAUCAGUUCUCCUGGUGGUGGUCUUCUGUGAAAGUUUGGCCAUAGGUUGGCUGUAUGGUCGCCAUCGUUUCUAUGAUGACAUGGAAAACAUGCUGGGAUUUCGUAUCAAUCCGUGGAUUGGUUGGUGCUGGUGUUUUUUCGCACCCAUUUUUUGCUUGUUUAUCUUCAUCUUCCAAUUUGUGACGUAUUCCCCACUGUCGUAUGACAAUUACAAGUAUCCAGACUGGGGUCAGGUGAUUGGUUGGCUGCUCACGUUAUCCUCAUUGUCCUUAAUUCCUGCGGUGAUGAUAUACAAGCUAAUCAAGACCACUGGUACUAUGAAAGAGCGUUUGAUCAAACUAAUAACACCCGACCUGAUGGACAAAGAAGCCAAUCAGAAAGUGCUUCUCGGUGACCUAAGGGAAAAGAACGGAGAUGAAAUGCUGUUGACAAGCACUUUGUAACUUGCAUUUCCUGCCUUUUUGUGCAUUCUAUAAUCUCAAAGUACAUAUACUCAAUGCGGUUUGUUACUCAACAUUUAAAUUUAUUUCCUAAUGUGUAAAGGAAAACCACACAAGCCUUUUGACGUACAUGUAUCCCUGAACGUGUGAUAAUUGAUCAUUAAAAGUGGCCAUUAAGGGAUCAUAUCUUUUACGUUUGAAUAUAUUUCAGUACGCAAUUAUGUUUGUACCUAAUUCACUCGAAUUUUGCUGACCACCUGACUACAUCCGAAAAUGCUCGACGUCCUCGAAAAUUCUUGGGACAUCAUAGGGCAUGAUCGAUCUUCGGGCAUGAUCGAUCUUCAGGCACGAUCGAUCUUCGGGUAAACACUAACAUCUUGGACAAUGUUCGGGAACCUUCAGAGUCACUUUUCCUUCGACGAACAAUAGAGCCAAUACAUUACAUACUACAGUCAUGUUUCUGUGAAUAAAAGGGUCUAUAACAACCAAAAAGAUUUACCAAUAAUAUCGAGUUAUGCCAUCCCCUUGUUCGACCGACCCAGCUUUUCGCCUUUUCGCGAGUGCUUCCGCAGCUUUUUGGGUUCACCCAAACUUUCACGAGUGCCUCUAUUUGGAAAUCACUACGAGAACAAGGAAGGAAAAUCCCUCGCUUAUGUGGAUUAUCGAAAUGUAAAUUCUCUUUACUCGCGCCAUCAUUACGUCAACAGCGCAUGCUAGUUCUUUGUUCCUAUCGAGUUUUAGAAAUACGCAUUUAGCACGGGCUCUCGUUCAGAGUGUUUUCUACAAUUAACAAAAACCCGAAAGUUUACGAAAUGAAGAAACAAUAUGUACUAAUAAUUUUCUUUAUUUAUAAUUGACAAAUGUUUUCAAGUGUAGCUUUGCUCAUAGAAGAAUAAACCUAAUUAAUUAAGAAAAUAUUUUAAAUCUGUUGAACAAGAUGCAUUAUUUUUCCAACAUACAGUCGAACCUCUCCUUACGGACUCCACUGAACCAAGGAAACCUCUAUAAUUAUUAUGGACAGUUCAACAGUUCAACAGACUAUUUUACAGUUGUCUGCUCAGUGACCUGGCCUUUGGAUGGCAGCGAGGCUGGAGUUGACCUUGUUUUGGCACAGACCUCACUGCUUUUGUUGUGUAAAACAAGUUGUUCUGAUGCUAACUAGGUGCAUUUACCCGACAAAAACAGUGCUCUGUAUCCAGAAACCAGGAUUUUACAUAUUCUCUACCUCUAUAAUAUGAACACUUUCAUGAUACACUCGGCUCUCGCCUUUAGCUGUCCGUAUUAAAGAGGUCCCACUGUAUAUGCUGUGGUUUAAUUUCAACCUUCGGUACGAUUUGGUGUUUCCCUCUGUUCUGGUUUAUGGUAAUACAUUCUAUUAAAAAUUGGGUCAAUGGAUAAUGAAAUUCGAGAGUUUUCAUUGGCUUAGCCAUCAUGGGUUAUGAGCAAUGAUAUCAUGCUCUACAAAUGUGGUAAGCGUGCACGUGAUUUUGGGGGCAUUUUUAUUUUUGUUUUAGCCUAAUUUUCUAUAUUUUGUGGGCGUUUUUAACAAAACGAUUAUUCC